AUGGCCGACGCCCAGGUUUUCGAAGAGACAUUCACCGUCACCUCCAUCAACAAUGAGAAAUACGACCGCGUCUCCCGCAUCUUUGGCACCUCGACCGACAGCCAAAUCACCAUGUCGCUCGAUAUCAACCACGAACUGUUCCCGGUAGAAGCUGGCCAGACCUUGAGCCUGGUUCUGGCAACGACAUUGGCGCUGGACGGCAGUGCCAAGGGCGACAACGACUCUAUGUGGAGGAGCGUCGGCAAGCAGGGUGUUACAACACUGGCCGACAUGUACGACUACGUGUGCUAUGGGAAGAACUACCGCAUGGAGGGUGGUGACGGCGACAUCAUAAAGUACUUCGCCAGCUUCGGCGGGCUGCUUCUGUACAUGGAGGGCCCUCACAGGAAGCUCAGCGGGCUCAAGAUCGACGACAUUUACAUGCUCAUCAAGCACUCAUAG
Messenger RNA from Alternaria incomplexa, 441 nucleotides. RefSeq lists its product as uncharacterized. Gene Ontology annotation, biological process: DNA-templated transcription. NCBI's taxonomy places the organism in Eukaryota, Fungi, Ascomycota, Dothideomycetes, Pleosporales, Pleosporaceae. Gene Ontology annotation, cellular component: RNA polymerase I complex; RNA polymerase II, core complex; RNA polymerase III complex. The record is from RefSeq and is a predicted model, not a curated record. Gene Ontology annotation, molecular function: DNA-directed RNA polymerase activity. Bases 1 to 441 code for a protein of 146 amino acids. The transcript is spliced from 2 exons.